Leguminivora glycinivorella is the source of this 3915-nucleotide messenger RNA. RefSeq lists its product as uncharacterized. The transcript has 4 exons. NCBI's taxonomy places the organism in Eukaryota, Metazoa, Arthropoda, Insecta, Lepidoptera, Tortricidae. The record is from RefSeq and is a predicted model, not a curated record. Gene Ontology annotation, biological process: DNA integration. Gene Ontology annotation, molecular function: nucleic acid binding. Bases 1 to 3915 code for a protein of 1304 amino acids.
AUGUUACCAGAGCAAGAAUUGUUGAAAAACACUGCAUAUAUGAAGAACGACGUGUAUGAGGCGACCAACGAGUUGUACAUGGACUAUAAAUGCGAACUGAAGAACGUUUUGAGCAAGCUAAAGGCAAUACCCAGCAAUGCUAGUCCCAUGUUGCCAAAUACAUCCACUUCAAAAUCAAGUCACGUGAAGCUUCCAAAGAUCACUAUACCAACAUUUUCGGGAAAAUACGAGGAAUGGACGGGAUUCCGAGAUUUGUUUAUUUCUCUCAUCCACAAAAACAAGGACAUAGACGAUAUUCAGAAGCUUCACUAUCUCAAGGCGCAUUUGUCAGGCGAGGCGGAGCAGCUUCUUAGGCAUAUACCUAUUUCUAGUGAGAGCUAUGUGCAGUGUUGGACCCAGAGACAUCACUCGCUUUUACAUCAAAAAGGGGAUUCACAAGCCAAUGAGGGAAAAGAGACAGCGUCUGGUCAAACUGUGGCACAAGUUCAUACACAGAAUGUGUCAACGAUAGAACCUACACCGGGAACCAGCGUUUCAAAUCACUUCGUGAAUGAAGUAUCACAGCACGGGUUACUGGCUACCGCGGUUGUAAGAGCCAGAGCAUGGGAGAAGGAGGAGAGUCAUCUAAUAAGGGCCCUGAUAGAUCCGGGUUCCGAAGUUUCAUUUGUAUCGUCAGCUACUGUUCAGUUACUUGGGUUAAAGCAAACCCCAGCUAAGGUUUCAGUGACAGGAUUACGAGGGCAGCUGAUUACAGUUUUGAAGUCUAUCGUUCAAAUAACGAUUUCAUCACGAUCUGACACCAACAGUGCCAUCGAGGUUACGGCAUUUGUAGUCGACAAGGUUACAUCUAAUCAACCCUCAACAAAGGUGUCCAUUACAUCCUGGCCUGAGUUACAAACCGUUGAGCUAGCAGACCCUGAAUAUCACACGCCAAAUAAAAUAGACAUGUUGUUAGGAGCAAAGGUCUAUGCACGGAUCAUCCAACCAGGUUUAUUCAAAUCUCCCCAAGAGACUACAGUGGCACAAAAGACGUCAUUGGGGUGGAUUUUAUGUGGAGAAACAGGUUUACAGGCGAACGUCUCAUGCAAGCUAGUGAGCUUGCACACACAGGUGGAUCAGUUGCUGAGGUCUUUUUGGGAACUUGAGUCAGAACCUAGCAACAAACAACGAAUCUUGACACCUGAAGAACAAAGAUGUGAGGAAAUAUAUGAAGCGACAACUACACGAGAUGAGGCGGGCAGAUACGUUGUUAGAUUACCGUUCAGGGAUCAGCAACCAACUUGUGUAGAUGGUGGGUCCAGAGAGAUUGCGUUGCGUAGGUUUCACUCUCUGGAAAGGCGGCUUCAAAACGACGAGCGUCUGGAAACAGAAUACACAAAGGUGUUCCAUGAAUAUAGGGACUUAAAUCACAUGGAACCUUUGACAGAACAAGAAUCUAAAGAAAAGGGGUUAUACUUACCUUACCAUGCUGUUGUACGGGACGAACGGGAAACUACUAAGGUGCGCAUUGUCUUCGAUGCUUCAUGCAAGGACACAAACGGGGUGUCCUUAAACAAUGACCUUAUGGUUGGCCCUACCUUGCAGCCAGAGUUGAGGCACUUAAUCAUGCGUUGGCGGAUGCAUCCAAUUGUUUUCAUUGCCGACAUCGUCAAGAUGUACAGGCAAGUAUUAGUGGACAAAAGGGACACUAAGUACCAACGCAUCUUGUGGAGAGAAAACAAUAAGGAAUCUGUAAAAGAGUACAAGUUAAAUCGAGUUACGUUUGGGGUCUCAUCAGCUCCAUACUUAGCUGUCAAAACGUUGAUUCAAGUAGCCUUAGAUGAGGGUGCAGACUUCCCGCUUGCAGCUAGUAGAAUACGCAAGGAUUUUUAUAUGGACGACCUGAUGUCAGGUUGCGAGUCUGAGCAAGAGGCAAUAGAGAUCUAUCACCAAAUGAAGACAAUAUUGAGCAAAGGAGGCUUUGAGCUUCAAAAAUGGUCAAGCAAUAGCAAAGCUAUGCUAGAAGAAAUCCAAGAAAGUAUAGCAAGGAAAGAAGAGCAUAAGAAGAUAGAGAUAAAGCAAGAAGAAAAGCUGUGGUUGGCGGGUAUCGAAUGGGAUCAAGAGCUGCCUUCCCCAUUGCUGGAAGAAUGGUUAAGCUAUAGGGAAAGCUUAUCACAACUUACCAAAUUUAGACUUCCACGUUGGACAAAUCACAGUGCUGACGCAGCUUUAGUUGAACUGCAUGGUUUCAGUGACGCGUCAAACGCUGCAUAUGCCGCUGUGGUGUAUUUACGUGUUAUUGACGCAGAAGGGUUGAUACACGUCAGUUUGGUAUCAUGCAAAACAAAGGUCUCACCAAUCAAACAAAUUUCGAUUCCUCGGUUGGAAUUAUGCGGAGCAGUCUUACUAGCAAAGCUGUUGGUUGAAGUUUCUGACGUGUUAGAAGUAGACAAAACAAAUAUACACGCGUGGACAGACUCUGAAGUAGUACUGGCAUGGUUAAGCAGUCAUCCAAGCAGAUGGAAGACUUUUAUAGGAAAUAGAUGCUCGGAGAUCUUAACAGCUACUUCUCGGAGUCAGUGGUCGCACGUGAGAUCAGAGCAAAAUCCAGCCGAUUGUGCAUCAAGAGGGAUUUCUGCAUCUGAGUUAGGAAACUUUGAACUUUGGCUAAACGGACCGGCUUGGCUAAAACAAGACGUGAUCAAUUACAAGGCUUCAAAGUCAGUAAGUACUCAGCUAGAGGAAAGGAAAGUACAUACUCACCUUGAAACUGUGAUAACCUCGUCAGACAGUGAAGAUCCUUUAUGGUCGAAGUAUUCUUCACUCACUAAGUUGUUGAGAGUUGUUGCAUACUGCCGAAGAUUCCUGAAAAAUAAAAGAAAAAGUCAUACUUACCUGUUGAAGAGUGAAAUAGAGGAAGCUUUAGCAAUCAUGGUGAAAAAGAAUCAGCAACAAGCAUACGCGGAAGAAAUCGAAGAAAUUAAGAAAGGUAGGCUAAAGAAGAAAAGUCCACUUACCUCAUUCACUCCCUUUCUCGACGAUUUGGAAAUAAUCCGUGUUGGUGGGCGGCUCCAGAGUGCAGACAUGACAUACGAUCAAAAGCACCCAAUGUUGUUACCGAAGUCAGCGUGGUUGACACCGCUUAUUCUUCAAGAUGCGCAUGUUAAAACUUUACAUGGAGGAGCGCCUCUGAUGGUUAAUUAUAUUAGGGCUAAGUUCUGUAUACCAGGUCUUAAGAACUUGGUUAAAAACCACGUAAGGAAAUGUAUUCCUUGUGUUCGUAACGCAGCCAACAUUCGGAACCAAUUGAUGGGGCAGUUACCCUCACCCAGGGUUAAUGUAACAAGGCCAUUUCUACGCAGCGGGGUAGAUUAUGCUGGGCCCAUCAAUAUACGUGUCUCCAAGGGUAGAGGCAACAAGUCAUACAAAGGGUAUAUUUGCCUUUUUGUAUGCAUGGCUACCAAAGCCGUUCAUAUAGAAGCAGUGAGUGAACUAUCAACUGCAGGGUUUCUAGCUGCCUUUAAAAGGUUUGUCGCGAGGCGAGGUUAUUGUAGUGACCUCUACAGUGAUAAUGGGUCUAAUUUCGUGGGUGCGGCGAAAGAACUUCAAUAUCUCUUCAAUGCAGAAAAGUCAAGCUUGAUUCCCGAGCUGGCUGACUGGAUGGCAUCCAACGGAACCCAAUGGCAUUUUAUACCUCCUUACGCUCCGAACUUUGGGGGUCUUUGGGAAGCAGGGAUAAAGUCCUGUAAAUUUCAUCUGAAACGUGUGAUUGGGAAUGCCACACUUACAUUCGAAGAGAUAAGUACUGUUCUAUCUCAAAUCGAGGCGUGCAUGAAUUCAAGGCCGCUGUGGCGCAUUGAUGACAAUGGAGAAUCUCUUCCAUUGACACCGGGUCAUUUUUUAGUGGGAGAAUCACUGGUUGUAGCACCGGAUUAG